Asparagus officinalis (garden asparagus) is the source of this 654-nucleotide messenger RNA. Its product is annotated as serine/threonine-protein phosphatase 7 long form homolog. NCBI's taxonomy places the organism in Eukaryota, Viridiplantae, Streptophyta, Magnoliopsida, Asparagales, Asparagaceae. The coding region runs from base 58 to 654 and encodes 198 amino acids. The record is from RefSeq and is a predicted model, not a curated record. The transcript is spliced from 3 exons.
GAUAGUCCCGACUUGUGGAGAGCCAGAGUUCCAUUGAUCUGUUGGGAGAUCGUAGAGAUGCAUGUACCGGACCGUGUGCUACGGCAGUUUACACUCUCUCAGCAUAUUCCAGAUCCUGUCGAGCAGAUCAAUCGUCGGCGGCGCCCUACAUCGCACCGGACUGACUGGGCCGUAGUCCGUGCGGCCUACAUAGACAGGUGGGUUCAGAGGUGGGAUUGCAUACAGGAUACGAGGCCCACAGCUGUUGACUAUACCACGUAUAUACGUUGGUAUUGGGGUAUCACACGUAGAUGGAUCACGCGUGACCCACAGCCUUUAGCUGGACAUAUGCCACGCCCACCGACAGAUAGUUACAUCCCUAGUGGGAUGAACGAGAGAGAUUACGUCCGUGUUUUAGAUAGCAUUGAUGCUGAUAUUGAUGCGCACGUGACUGAGAUUCAGGAUCAGGUGGCGUUAGGUCUCCUCAGCAGGAUCAAGAAGAGCAUAGCGCAGGUGUUCCAUAAGACUCACGUCGACGAGUUCGCAGGCCGUGAGGACAGGUCUCGCUCAUUUGGACGGGCGUACGCUCGACGUCGACGGCCGCGUGAUGAUGACGCCGGCACUUCGCAUGCCGAUGGAGCCGGCACUUCGCAUGUGACACUUAGACAAAUAUAG